CGCGGCGAGCCGGGUGCAGGGCUGUCCCCGCCGCGGGCCUUGGCUUGGAUCCCGGGGCGGCUCGGGCGGCGCCAAGGCCCUUGAUCUGAGCGGCCGAGUGGCUCUGGGGCUGGACAGUUCUAGUUGCAAGUUUCUAGAGCACCUGAAAACUGUUUAGAAUUCACAAGACCGCGAUUUAAACAUUGAGAGCCUGGGGAGGAGACGAAGGGGAUCUAGCACUCCUUUUAAAAACCUCAAACAUGGGGAAGUCUCUUUCUCACUUACCUUUGCACUCAAAUAAAGAAGAUGGUUAUGACGGGGUCACGUCGACAGACAGUAUGAGGAACGGAUUGGUUAGCAGUGAAGUGCACAAUGAAGACGGAAGAAACGGAGACGUCUCUCAGUUUCCAUAUGUGGAAUUUACUGGACGAGAUAGUGUCACUUGUCCCACUUGCCAAGGAACAGGAAGGAUUCCUAGGGGGCAAGAAAACCAACUGGUGGCAUUAAUUCCAUAUAGUGAUCAGCGGUUACGACCAAGAAGAACAAAGCUAUAUGUGAUGGCCUCUGUGUUUGUCUGCCUGCUCCUGUCUGGACUGGCUGUGUUUUUUCUUUUCCCUCGAUCUAUUGAGGUGAAGUAUAUUGGUGUAAAGUCAGCCUAUGUCAGUUACGACUCUGAAAAGCGAACCAUAUAUUUAAAUAUCACGAAUACACUAAAUAUAACAAAUAAUAACUAUUAUUCUGUUGAAGUUGAAAACAUCACUGCUCAAGUUCAGUUUUCAAAAACAGUGAUUGGGAAGGCACGCUUAAACAAUACAACUAACAUUGGCCCGCUUGACAUGAAGCAGAUUGAUUAUACGGUACCCACAAUUAUUGCAGAGGAAAUGAGUUACAUGUACGAUUUCUGUACACUGCUCUCCAUCAAAGUACACAACAUAGUACUCAUGAUGCAAGUUACUGUAACAACAGCAUACUUUGGACACUCUGAGCAGAUAUCUCAGGAGAGGUACCAGUAUGUGGACUGUGGGAGGAACACGACUUACCAGUUGGCCCAGUCUGAGUAUCUCAAUGUCCUUCAGCCACAACAAUAAACUCUAAAGGAGCUGUUGUUAGAGCCAAGGGUACACCAGAGAAGAUAUCGUCAGAACUGUCAGCGAGGAGGUACUGCCUAGAAGGACAUCUUUAAUUGAGCAUGUCUAAAGUUGACACAAGGACAUUGAGGGUUCAGCCAGCAGAAUCUGGUCCUUAUGCAGUUCCUGGACUGUCGUUUUUCUGUGUUGACAAUUUGUUCCUACUAAGAGCUUUCCUCCAUCCUAAGUUAAGUGAUUGGCUUUCUUCUCACCUGUGUUCCCAAGGUGAAAAAUUGAGACUUCUUAGAAUACAAUAAAUAAUUAUAUAAAAGUCAUAGAUUUAAUCUAUAUAUCUAUUGAUAAUAUAGUUCAGUCCUGAACAUAAUUUGAAAAAUAACUUCUGAUUUUUAUAUGAAAUUACUCAAAGCCUAUUAUUCAUGGAGAACUUUUAAAAACUGACCUGUUUUAUAAAUUCCCAUUCUUACAUGGUAGUCUUUCAACUCUAUGAUAACUUCGCUAUUAGCUAAAUGUUUUUAGCCUUUAAUUUCUUGAAAUUCUACUGAUUUGCAUGUUUUGUCUCAUUUCUAGCUAAUGGUUGCAUAGUAUUUAUCAACCAUAACAGUCUGCCAAAUUCUGUUCUACAGUUUGUAAGAACCUCUCAGUAUGUGUUUCAUGUAUAGCUUUGUGAACUUUCUGUGUGGUCUUCCAACAUAUCCCUUUAAUGUACAGUAUUGUAAAUAAAUUGCAUGGCUUUUAUACAACUUUGAUAAAUGUCAAAUGAAGUGGUACAGAUUAAGUAAAGCAAGUUGUUCAUAAAAAAAUAGUAGGAAAAUGAAUUUCAGAAACCUAUAAAGUAUCAGUAGGUCCCAGCUACAUGUUGGAUCUGGUAUAAAAUAGAUGCACAAUAAAACAUUUUAAUGUUCUACUUUU
This is a messenger RNA of Grammomys surdaster, 1976 nucleotides long. RefSeq names its product transmembrane protein 106B (gene Tmem106b). Gene Ontology annotation, biological process: lysosome organization; lysosome localization; lysosomal transport. The transcript has 9 exons. The coding region runs from base 240 to 1067 and encodes 275 amino acids. Lineage: Eukaryota; Metazoa; Chordata; Mammalia; Rodentia; Muridae. The record is from RefSeq and is a predicted model, not a curated record. Gene Ontology annotation, cellular component: lysosomal membrane.